UUUAUGCUAGUAAGAUGACUCAGGAUGGGGCUGAUUAUGCCAAAAACACCAAUCACGGUGAUUAGAGGGUUGGGGCUCUGAGCCAGGUAAUAUCAGUUCAACCUCCAGGACGGUAGGGGUGGCUGGAGGAUGAGUCUCAUGGGCAGUGAUUAUUUAAUUGUGUUUACCUAAUGAAACUCUUAUUAAAAACUAUAGACAUUUGAAGCUCAAGUGAGCUUCUUUGGUUGGCAGUACCCUGCAUAUUGUUACACACAGAUAUGCUGGAUGAGAAAUGUGCCCUGACAACAAGGGGAAAAGACCGUGGAAGCUUCUGGUUUGGAAUCCUUGCAAACCUUACUCUACUUGUGUUUCUCAAUUAGACUGGUAAUGAUCUAUGCUGGCUUCCUAGAAUGAGGCAGCUUGUGUAAACGAAAAAAAGAUCUUAAGUCCAGAAAUUAUUCCUUGUGGAGGCUACCCUGGAUAAAACACCAGUAUCAGGAUUUUAGGAAAGAUACUAAAAGUGGUGGCCAUAUCCUGAAAGCUGCUGAAAUGACUAAGUCCCAGGGCAUAUUGUCAUUCAGUGAUGUGGCUGUACAUUUCACCUGGGAAGAGUGGCAGCUACUAGACACUGCUCAGAAGAAUCUCUACCGGGAUGUGAUGUUGGAAAAUCAUAGCAAUCUAAUGUCAUUGGGUUAUCAAGCUACUAAGUCAGAAGCAAUGGUCUACUUGGAAAAAGGAGAUCGAGGAAUAGUAGAGAGGGAAUUUCCAAGUCAUUUUAGACCAGAAGUAAUGUGGCAAGUUUAUGAUUGGUAUCAGGAAGACAUUGAGAAGGAUGAACCUAUGGAGACAGAUCAUGAAAACUAUGCAUUGGGGAAAAUAUUUUCUCUUAGCAAAAACUUUGUUCCAUUUAUAGAAAAACCCUAUAAGUGUAUCACAAGAGAAGUAACUUUGAAACAAAAUUCAGAUUCAAAUUUUCAGAGUAAAAACUAUGCAGACAUGAGCUCUCAUGAGUUAAGUGGUUCUGGGAAAUCAUUUUUCCAUACUCUACAUGAAAACUCUCACAUUCAUGCUCAGUACUAUGAACCAAAUUUACAUUUGGAGGUUUUCAGCCUUGUGACAAAUCCUAAAAGACAUCGCAGAAUUCACACAGAAGGGAAACAUGAAUGUAGUGAAUGUCCAAAAUCUUUCAGGUAUAAGUCAAAGCUCAUAAUACACCAGAGAACUCAUACAGGAGAGAAACCCUAUAAAUGCAGAGAAUGUGGAAAAGCUUACAGUGAGAAAACAAAGCUCAGAUUACAUUGCAAAAUGCACACAGGAGAGAAACCUUUUGAGUGUAGUGAUUGUGGGAAAGGUUUUAUGCAGAAGUCAAACCUGAUUAUCCAUCAACGAACUCAUACAGGAGAUAAGCCCUAUGGAUGUAGAGAAUGUGGAAAGGGCUUCUGUAGUAAGUCUCAGCUUGUUGUUCACCAGCGAAUUCAUACAAGAGAAAAAUCCUAUGAGUGCAGGGAAUGUGGAAAAGCCUUCAAUAAAAACUCACACCUCAUAACACAUCAGAGAAUUCACACAGGAGAGAAACGUUAUGAAUGCUGUGAAUGUGGAAAAGCUUUUGUGUAUGCAUCACAGCUCAUUGUACAUGAGAGAAAUCAUACAGGAAGAAAACCUUAUGAAUGCAAGGAAUGUGGGAAAUCUUUUAACAAAAAGUCACACCUUGUAAGACAUCAGAGAAUCCAUACGGGAGAGAAGCCAUAUGAAUGCAGUGAAUGUGGAAAAGCUUUUAUAGACAACUCACAUCUUAUUGUUCAUCGAAGGACUCAUACAGGAGAGAGGCCUUAUGAAUGCAGGGAAUGUAGGAAAGCCUUCAAUAAAAAGUCAUCCCUCAUAACUCAUCAGAGAAUUCAUACAGGAGAGAAGCCUUAUGAAUGCAGUGAAUGUAGAAAAGCUUUUAUAGACAAGUCACAUCUCAUUGUUCAUCAGAGAACUCAUACAGGGGAGAAGCCCUAUGAAUGCAGUGAAUGUGGGAAAGCUUUUAUAGACAACUCUCAGCUUAUUGUUCAUCAAAGAACUCAUACAGGAGAGAAGCCUUUUGAAUGCAGGGAAUGUAGGAAAGCCUUUAGUUAUAAGUCAUCCUUCAUAGCACAUCAAAGAAUUCAUACAGGAGAGAGGCCUUAUGCAUGCAGUGAGUGUAGAAAAGCUUUUAUAUACAAGUCACAUCUCAUUGUCCAUCAGAGAACUCAUACAGGAGAGAAACCCUAUGAAUGCAGUGAAUGUGGAAAAGCUUUUGUACGAAAGGCAGUGCUCGUUGUACAUCAGAGAACGCAUACAAGAGAGAAACCCUUUGCUUGUCUUGAAUGCCAAAAAGCCUUUAGCAGUAUGGCAAUGCUCAGUACACAUCAGUUGAUUCAUACGGGAGAGAAACCACAUAGGUGCAAUGAAUGUGGAAAAGCUUUCCGCCAAAAAAGCCAUCUUAUUAUCCAUCAACGAUGCCAUACUGGUGAGAAACCGUAUGGAUGCAUUUCAUCUGGUCAAAUCUUCAGCUAGAAGUCACAGCUCAUUAGACAUCAGAGAUGUCACACAGAGAAACCAUAUCAAUGUACUCAGUGUGAGAAAGCCUUUUUUGUGAAAUCAUACCUCAGUGUCCAUCAGAGAAAUCCUGCAGGGGAAAAAAUCAAUGUAAUGAAUGUGGGAAUACUUUCUCUGCCAAGUUCUUUCUCACGUAACAUGAAGAAAUUCAUACAGAAAAGAAAUCUAAGAAACACAUUAAGUGCUGGAAAGAUGUUAGUGAUGUAUCAAAUCUCACCGAAUACAAGAGAAUUCACACGAGACACUAUGAAUGUGGUGAAAGGAUAUUUUUCUAUUAUUUUUGACCUUAGUAAGUUUCAGAAAACUUAUCCAGGAGAGAAAUCUUUUAAAUGCAGUGAAUAUAGGAAAAUUAUCUCCCACCAACUUCGCCUCAUAUUUCAUUAGAGAAAGGCAAUGUGAAUGAGUUGAAAAGUCAAAAUCAUUUCUUGAAAAAUCCAAUUAUAUAUCACACAAAUGAAAUCUUUUGAGUGUACAAAAGGUUUUUGAUAGGUCAUAAAAUUUUGAGUUUUCACAGGAAAUAUCUAAUGGAUGUUAUGAAUCCUGGAAUACUUUCCAUACAAAUGAGUUUUCAUACCAAAGAAUGCAGAUGACUGAAGACUUGUGAUAAGGGAUGCUUCUGGCAUUAAGUCUAAACUUACUGUGCAUCAGAUAAUAUUUAUUAAGGAGAAUUAGUAUAGUGUAAUGAUGGCAGAAAAUAUUGUUUACACAUAACUUUAUAAUAAAAAUUCUAAUUCUUUCACAUUAUUAUGUAUUUAUAGAAAAUGUACCACAAAGUAGUCAGUUUUGAAGGGCAGGUAACUUUAGCAUGCAAAAUAACACUUUGUUUAUGUUUGGAUAUAUUAUAUAGUCAAAGCAGUAAAUUAAGAAAGUUUGCGGAUGUAUGUAUUUGCUUUAUUUCUGAGUAUUUUUGUAGAACACAUAUAUACUCAUUUCCAGGUUUCUCAAGAUAAAGUUGUGUACCGCAAAAUUAUUGUUCCAGUUUGUAUAGUAUCCACCAAAAAUUGUCAGCAUGGUAAAUUUUUGUAUAUCAUACAAAUUGCAAGGGAAGUAAUUAGGCUUAAGAUUGAAGACGACUAACAUAGUACCAUACACAUAUAUACUUACUGUUUACUGGUAUAUGUAAAUAGAACUGGUAUUUCUUUUCAGCCCUUUGGAAUAAUAAAUUUUUAAAAACAAA
This is a messenger RNA of Miniopterus natalensis, 3736 nucleotides long. RefSeq lists its product as uncharacterized. NCBI's taxonomy places the organism in Eukaryota, Metazoa, Chordata, Mammalia, Chiroptera, Miniopteridae. Gene Ontology annotation, molecular function: RNA polymerase II cis-regulatory region sequence-specific DNA binding; DNA-binding transcription factor activity, RNA polymerase II-specific. Gene Ontology annotation, biological process: regulation of transcription by RNA polymerase II. The record is from RefSeq and is a predicted model, not a curated record.